AUGUUGGUGUCGCAUGCACGCACACCCGCUCCCUGGACCAUCGCGGUCGCGACUACGUAAACGUGCACGGCGAGAACGAGGCGCGCAUAUUAGCGAGUACUGUUUUGUUGUCUAUUAGCGUUAAAAGAGGCUCGCUCAUCACGACUCGGCUCGAAUCAGGUGGUAAUCAUGAGCAAAGUGCACGGGGGGAUGAAAUGCGUGAAAUAUCUGCUCAUCGUGUUCAACUUCAUCUUUUGGUUAUCCGGCUUGUUGGUUCUGGCUGUGGGACUUUGGCUGCGGUUUGAUCCAGAAACAGUGGAGCUGCUGACAGGCAACAAUGCCCCCGACACUUUCUUCAUCGCUGUGUACAUUCUCCUGGGUGCGGGCAGCUUAAUGAUGCUCGUUGGCUUCUUUGGUUGUUUCGGGGCCGUUCGGGAAUCUCAGUGCCUUCUCGCCUCGUUCUUUGCCUGCCUGUUGAUCAUUUUCGCCGCAGAGAUUGCAGCUGGUGUGUUUGGAUUCAUCAACAAGGAGCAGAUAGUCGAGGAGGUGCAAAAAUUCUACAGCAGCUCCAUCAGUGAUGCGUCCAAUCCCAACACAACUGCCAUUGCACUAAUUUACCACAAAACUCUCAACUGCUGUGGGGGCUCAACGUCGGCGGCGACAUCUGACCUGUGUGCUGAUGCCCCAGAAGACACUCAGGACUGUCUGAGCGCAAUCACAGAUUUCUUCAACAACAAGCUGCAUGUCAUCGGUUACAUCGGGAUUGGCAUCGGAGGAGUAAUGAUCCUAGGGAUGAUUUUCAGCAUGGUGCUGUGUUGUGCCAUCCGGAACAGCAGGGAGGUUAUAUAGUUGUCAAUCAUACGACCUGGUUGGACUCCUCCCUCCUCUCACCUCUGCAUAUAACACAUGCUCUCUGUUUGUGGCACGCUUCUGUGACAUUCCUGCUGUAAAUAUGGAUGCGUCUUCGCAUGUCCUACAUACUGUGUGCCUCGUUGUUUUGGAGGCCUAGCCUGCCUUUUUGUAAGCCUGACUUCAUGUAGAACAGGGGGAGGGAACUCCGGUUCCUCGAGAGCCAUGUCCUGCCUGUUUUAGAUCCCUCCCGAUACUCCAACAUACCUGAUUCAAUUGCUCGUGUUCAUUUCAGGUCUCUACAGAGCUUACUGAUGAGCUGAUCAUUUGAAUCAGAUGUGUUGAAGUCAAGAGGGAUCUAAAACAGGCAGGAUUUGGCUUUCGAGAAACCGGAGUUCCCUACCCCUGAUGUAGAAUCUACUGCAUACUGUACGUGCCUACUGGACAAGCCUUGUGCAAGUGACCGUUUUUAUUAAAGGUUUUUUAAAUGUGAUGAAGCACGGUAAAUUAGUGGGUUCCAUGUUUUGAGGUACCGGGUUCAAACCUCAACUUUGCAUGCGUCUGCCGUGCUUGCGCGGAUUAUCUCCCGACUAUUUGGCUUCCUCGCAAAUGACAAGAAGAUACAUGUUUUAUUUUUAAAUUGCCCAUCUGCGAGGAUGUGGGUGUGUCUUCAUACAUGAGCCCUGCGAUUGGCUGGCAACCAGUCCAGGCUGUAAGCCACCAGCUCUCUGUGACCCUCAUAAGUGUUGUGGAAAUUUAUUUGAACGUGUUUAUACUACUGCGACUCAUCACCAACCAAUCUUUGUACUUUUAAAGUAUAAUAGAGGUUUUAACCAUCUUUUUAAACAUUUAGUAAGUACUAUAAUUGUGAAUGCACUGUACAUUAUUUUGGGUGUGCCAAUAAAAACAGAAAAGUGUAUUUAGGUCAAAA
Hippocampus comes (tiger tail seahorse) is the source of this 1759-nucleotide messenger RNA. It is a transcript of the gene tspan2a, whose product is annotated as tetraspanin 2a. The record is from RefSeq and is a predicted model, not a curated record. NCBI's taxonomy places the organism in Eukaryota, Metazoa, Chordata, Actinopteri, Syngnathiformes, Syngnathidae. Gene Ontology annotation, cellular component: plasma membrane. The transcript has 8 exons. The coding region runs from base 169 to 828 and encodes 219 amino acids.